AUGGGAGACAAGGCGCCCGGCCCCCGCAGGACGAGCUUGGACAUGCUGGGCACUCCCAGGUGGGUCCAGACCCGCCCCUCCUCGGCUCCCUAUAAGGGCAGAGGACCUGGGACGGUAGACUCACACACCAUGAGGCCAUCCACAAGACAGAGGACCUUCCUGCUGGCCUUCACGGUGCUCUGUACCCUCCUGGGUCUCGGGUGCCCUCUAAGCUGCGAAGUGUGUAAGGGCCCCGGGCACACGUGCAGCGGAAAACUGAAGAAGUGCGAAGCCGGCAAGGACGCAUGCGUGGUCCUCGUGGGCGAGUCCAGCACAAAGGGCCGCAAGUCGGUGAACACCUUGAAGGCCUGCAUGAAGUUUAGUGAUUGCUACUCUGGCUUCGUAUCCACCACCAUGGGCCCCAACGACUACAUGGUGUCCAACGCACAGUGCUGCCAGAGCGACGGCUGCAACCAUGACUCGGUGCCCCCGCCCCAGAACAACCGCACUGAGAACGGCCUUAUGUGUCCCUCCUGCAUCGUGCCCUUCCAGGACUCCUGCCCAGGAACCCGGGCAACCCGCUGUGUUGGCCAAGAAACCCACUGUAUCUACUUCGCUGGCAAUGUGCAGGCUGGUAUUUUUAACACCAAGUUUGCCACACGAGGCUGUGCCACCCAGAGCGCCUGCUACACCAAGCCUGGAGCCGAAGUGCCCUCGGCCUCCUAUCUCUACUUCCUCCGCCGUGCAGACUGCCUUCCAGCCCCCCAGCCCCCUGGCAGGGCCGAGUGAA
Castor canadensis (American beaver) is the source of this 769-nucleotide messenger RNA. Lineage: Eukaryota; Metazoa; Chordata; Mammalia; Rodentia; Castoridae. The record is from RefSeq and is a predicted model, not a curated record.